CCGACGUAAUUGCUCGAAUUACGUCACUGUGGAAAAUCUAAAUAUGGUGGAUUAUGUUUUUUAAGUGUAGUGUUUAUUUAAAAAAUUCGUGCGUUUAUUUUCCGUAUAAUGUUGAACAGUCCAAACAUCAUCUUUCUAAUACGUUGAUGUCAUCUCGCAUUGGUCGCCUCUCAAGGUUACAAUUCACAGGUCAAUUUAUCGAUUGUGUCAACCCGUUACAAUGACAAUGCAACAGUAUUGUUUACGAUGGAACAACCAUCAGCCUAACUUCAUUUCAGUCUUCUCUAGUCUUCUCAACAGUGAGUCACUGGUCGACGUUACUCUGGCCGCCGAGGGCAGGCACCUGCAGGCGCACAAGGUGGUUCUGUCGGCCUGCAGCUCGUACUUUCAGUCUCUGUUCACGAUCAACCCUUGCCAACACCCCAUUGUGAUAUUAAAAGAUGUCAAAUUCACGGAUUUGAAAGUCAUGGUGGACUUCAUGUACUACGGGGAGGUGAACGUCUCCCAGGAGCAACUGCCGUAUAUUCUAAAAACAGCAGAGAUGCUAAAAAUCAAAGGGUUGGCGGAAAUCCCGGUCGAUCAAUCCGUUUCAAAAAAAGAAAACAGCUCAACGGACAAAGCUGAGCUCCUGACGCCGGGGGAGUCCAACUGGAGCUCCGAAGGGGCACCACGACAGUCGCUGUCGCCUUCUCCUUGUCCGUUAUCACCUAGCAGCAAAAGGAAAAGGUUACGCAAAUCUUCUACAGGGUCGGGUUCUGGGUCGACUGAACGCACUUCAGACGAACACCAGUCCAGCGAAGUAACCUUAACGUCGUCAACUGGCAGCGGUCUAGGAACAGUUAUAAAGUCGGAUCCUGGGGGUUACGCUUCUGAUAGUAGUAGUAUUUUGCAGAAGAGUAAACAGCAUAGUAGCGAUUCAGAGUUGCAUAGGGGUAGUUCGCAUGAGAGUAUCGAGGGGGAGAUGACACAUCAAGUCACUUUGCAAGUUCCUCAGGAGGUUAAUGUCCAGCAGCAUGGUCUCGAAGCGACGUGUUCAGGGGAAGUCGCAGGGCCUUCCACCACGUCGCAGUUGACAUUAACGGGCAUGCAAUGGAACGUGAUGGACCACACCGCCUACGCCCAGUUCACCUCGUGUACCUCCCCCACCGCCCUUCCCCCCAGCCAGACUUACGCCCAGUGUCCCACCGUCGCCCAGCUCAACCCGCCCUCCCCCAGCGCCCAGUGCUACCAGAACCAGAUCGCCAACUCGCCGCCGCAGAUCAUCCAGAAGCGCAAGCGCAGCAUCAACCCGCAGGGCGACGAGAACUUCAUCCGCGCGCUGGAGGCGGUGCGCUUCGGCGGCAUCGGCUUCUGCAAGGCGGCGCGCAUGUUCGGCGUCAACAACCGCACGCUCUGGCUCGAGUACAAGAAGCGCGGCUACCCCAACUUCCGGCUGAGCAUCAAGAACAGGAAGCUGGAGCAGCAGGCGGCGGCGACGGCGGCGGCGGAAGGCCAGCCGCCGCCGAGCCCGCAGGCGGAGCCGGUACCUCCGCCACAGGAAAAGCCGGAGGAACAGGGACAGCCGGUGGCGCUGAUCAGCGGCGCCUUCUUCGACGGCAAGCACGUGGACCUGGGCGCGGUGCUGCAGCGGCCCAAGUACCUCGACCCGGCGAUCGUGAACCAGCAAGGGGUGAAUUUCCAGGGGAUCAAUUUCGAACAAAUGUAGACGGGGGAGGGGGCGCCCUGCGGGGUUUUUCACGUUUAUACACCAAAUGACAAGCUUUACGUACUGGAAUUCUUUUUGUUUGUUUGUUUUUUAUUUUUUUGCUAGGGUGGUCAGUAUUAGGUGGCGCGGAUGGACUUGACUAGGAGACUGAUGUUUCGAAUUGUUUUGUUGAUUUCUCUAAUGAAACGUCGAGUGCAGGGUUUUCGGGGAAAUCUCGUAUUUAUUAAAGCGAGCCAAUUUUUAGCACGAGGGGUUCCCGUUUAAACAAAUUCCGUAUUGCGGACAGUGUAACAAUCUCGAUUUUUUUCUUUUUUGUGUGGAAAGUGAUUUUAGUUUAUUAAUACCCCGAAUGUUUCGUAGUUUACGCGUUUGUAGAGUUGUUUGAAAGUUUUGGUUUUUGGACGCUUCUCAUAGAAUCAUUUCAACAGGAGUAAUUAAAAGAGGACUUAGUGCGACAGGGCCACGCCUAGAGUUGUGGUCGCCCGUGUGCAUAAAUUAUUUUUACGCCCCUCUUUUUAAGAAAAUUGAUAAAACUAUAAUUACUGCGUGUAUGAUUUUAAAGUUUCAAUUUUUAAAAUGUUCUUUCGCCAGAGGCGACUGAAACCGAAGGAGUUAGUAAAAUUCUGAUUGUAGUAAAAAGAUUAAGUUUGUUCUCUACAAUAUAUUCUAAAAUAGAAUGCGGAUUUUUUUAGUUGCUGUUCUAUAAUUUAAAACAAAGUUUCGAUCUGCCAUUUUCUAAAAUUUAAACAAAAACCCAAACAAGUCAUAAUUUUGAAGACCUGUCUUUAAGAGAUGAUACUGUCUGGUCCAAAAUUAUAAAAUAGAAAUUCACCUUCGUGCUCAUAUUCAAACUGUUCUUUUUCUUUCUUGUUCGUACUAAAUGAAUUGUGGAAAAUUUGGUUCAAUUUCCAAUUCGUGCACAAGUUCAUUGGCAUCGGUGAGAACAUCGUUGAAAUCUUUAUCAAAACGAAUGUAAUUAAAAAAAGUAACGCUGAGUGUUGGGCUUUGCAUCAUUUUACUGACAACAUUAAUUUAAACAAAAUAUGCCAGAUCACCACAAAACACAAAAACUUAUCAUUUUGAAUUUUUGCUGGUAAGGAAUGAGCUUUAUGGGAAGCCUUUAGAUCCAACGAAUCAACUUCAGUCGAUUCAAUUAAGAUGUCAUAGAUUUUACAUAUAUAUGUAACCUCAAGGGUUUUAAAUUAAGUUAUGAAAAAUGUUUGGUCGUAAUUGCCCGUCUUUUACUGAUUAAAAAAAAAACACACACACACAAAGUUCUUUAACAGUAUCGAAAAAAUUUGUUGCUUUAAAUGAAAUCUCGACAGCGUCAGUGACGACUAAAUUUAGAUUUUGUCUCGGAACUUUCCCAUUGUGAAAUGUCAUUCUCAUUUUAACUUCCGUUUUCUGGCUCAUGUUCGGAAAUAAGGUCCUCAGUGUCCAUGCCUUCAGAACUUGUGGUGGAAAAACUGGCAGAUUCUUGAACCAAAAUAUUUUACGUAUUCAAUAUAAAUCAAAAAGAACACAAAUUAUAGAACAAAAUUCUAGAAUAAAUAAAUUAAUGUUACGUUCUAGAAAUUCUUCAAAAUACGUGCACUUACAAUUACAUAUUUUUCACUUUAAAACACUUUACCGACACCCAAAAUUUGACGGUGAAUUAUCGAAUAUAAAUAAACAGGAAACUUUUUUAGAAGUAAAAAAAACUAUGUAUUACGAACUACUUUCGGUCGAACCGUGUAACAUGCAAGAGAAAAAAAUGUCAAACCUGAAAGCUAUAACUUCAAAGGAUUUUACAAACGUAUCUUAAGUCGACUCGAAUCAAAUAUUUACACGUUUAAAUUUUUUUGAUACCAUGUAUGUGCUUUUUAUAUUUCAACUGCCUUUUUUAACGAUCUGUUAACCGUUCUAAUAAUAACCAGUAACCCAAGCACUAUUCGUUAAAACAGGCGUCUGUUAGAUAGGCAUACCUCAUUUGUAUCAUACCCAAUUGUUUUGUACUUUGUUGUGAUUUGUUACCUAUAUUCUAUUUUACGUUCUUAUUGUUAACUCGUUCGCUUAUUACUUACGUAUAAUUUAACGCAACAACUUGUGUUUGUAUUAAACAUUGUGUCAUAUUCUUACUUUUCUAAUAUUGUAUAUUAAACAAAAAUAAAGGAUAGCUUUUAUAAG
Molecule: messenger RNA, 3871 nt
Organism: Zophobas morio
Lineage: Eukaryota; Metazoa; Arthropoda; Insecta; Coleoptera; Tenebrionidae
Product: protein tramtrack, alpha isoform-like
Exons: 8
Coding region: 221-1705 (494 amino acids)
Biological process (GO): regulation of transcription by RNA polymerase II
Cellular component (GO): nucleus
Molecular function (GO): DNA binding; protein binding
Source: RefSeq, a predicted model, not a curated record